AUGGAUUUUGCUAAUCCGGAAUGUCAACCGUGCGCUGUUUGUGGCGAUAAAUCAACUGGGACACAUUAUGGAGUGCUUUCGUGUAAUGGAUGCAAGGGUUUUUUCCGGCGAACAAUCCUCAAAAACCAAAAAUUCACAUGUCGUUUCAACAAAGCAUGCACAAUCGACAAAAAUUUUCGAUGCGCUUGUCGAUAUUGUCGUUUUCAGAAGUGUGUACGAGUUGGGAUGAAACGAGAAGCGAUUCAUUUUGAACACGAUUCGAUUGGUCCCAUCAAGCGUCGUAGUGAAUCAUUGCUAUUACGAACUACCGAAAAGAGUGGAACGGAGAACACCAGUUCUGCAACAGCGUGCGGUAAUAGUUGUCUAAUCAAUGACACUUUGAAAUUGGAUGUGAUUGAAACGUUAAUGCAAAUGGAGGUACAAACCAAUCAGGAAAUGACGACUCAUUACCGAAAUUCGGUGAUCAAUUCGUCGUCCACAACAAUCAGUAAUCGUGCAGGUGAAAGUGGUUUCGCACCAACGGCUUUUUCACUAUGGCAUAAGUUGUGUUCAACUGAUGAUUUGAAUGAAUUGUCCAGAACAACGCUAGUAUUAAUGGUUGACUGGGCAAAUGGCUUAGAACCAUUCCCAGGUUUAAAUAUGGAUGACAAAGUUAUUUUGCUUAAAAAUUAUGCUCCGCAGCAUUUGAUCCUGGUACCAGCAUUUCGUUCACCGGAUGCAACUCGCGUUUGCCUUUUCAGUAAUGCAGAUAUGAAUCGGGACGAGACCAUCGAAUUUGACGGUUUAUCGGCAUUCAAAACAAGCAACAUCAUGCCUCGUGUAAUGGACGAAAUAGUUUGGCCAAUGAGACAUUUGCGAAUGAGAGAAGAGGAAUUUGUUUGUCUAAAAGCUUUGGCUUUUCUUCAUCCUGAAGCUAAAGGACUUUCUCAACCAGCUCAAACGGCAUUACGCGAAACUCGUAAUCGAAUCCUUAAGGCUCUGUAUCGUUACAUUCUGGCGCAUAUGCCUGAAGAGGCACCGACACGUUACGGCAAUAUUUUGCUGCUUGCACCCGCUCUUAAAGCUUUGGCACAAGUCGUUAUCGAAAAUAUGACCUUAACGAAAUUUUUUGGUUUCGCUGAAGUGGACUCAUUACUUUCGGAAUUUAUUCUAGAUAGUCCUACUGAUGAAGUGACAGCGCGACCAUUGUUGCGUCAACGCCUUUCUUCAGCUCCAGCAAUCAGUACAUGCCUAGAUAUUGAUACACAGCAACAUGUGACAACCAUUUUAUAA
Molecule: messenger RNA, 1272 nt
Organism: Loa loa (African eye worm)
Lineage: Eukaryota; Metazoa; Nematoda; Chromadorea; Rhabditida; Onchocercidae
Product: nuclear hormone receptor family member nhr-49
Exons: 7
Coding region: 1-1272 (423 amino acids)
Biological process (GO): cell differentiation; anatomical structure development; regulation of transcription by RNA polymerase II
Molecular function (GO): zinc ion binding; nuclear receptor activity; RNA polymerase II cis-regulatory region sequence-specific DNA binding
Source: RefSeq, a predicted model, not a curated record